ACUGCAUUUUUUAAUCUCUGUUUUUAUGAUGGUCCCAAGGUCUUUUAAGGAAGGGGGUGGUGCAGGCACCGUAUAAAAGAAGCUGUCUUGAGAUUUCUAAAAUUUAUACAAAACCUUCCUAGGUAAGGAAACUUACCAGGUUUGCCACCUGAUGGACCCAGUGAUGGCCCCAGAAGCCACCUUGGCUUAUCCAGAUUAUUUCUAUGCCACAAGCCCAGAUCCAGAUAUCAAGGAGACCUAUUCUCAUGUUACUUAUACAUCAGUCUUCCUUCCUAUCUUUUACGCAGCUGUGUUCCUGAUUGGAGCGUUGGGGAACCUCAUCCUCAUGAGCGCGCUGCAUUUCAAACGGGGCAGCCGAAGGCUCAUCGACAUCUUUAUCAUCAACCUGGCUGCCUCUGACUUCAUCUUCCUCGUCACUUUGCCUCUCUGGGUGGAUAAAGAAGCAUCUUUAGGACUGUGGAGGACAGGCUCUUUCCUGUGCAAAGGCAGCUCCUACAUGAUCUCAGUCAACAUGCACUGCAAUGUUUUCUUGCUCACCUGCAUGAGUGUGGACCGCUACCUGGCCAUCGUGUGUCCAGCCACAUCCAGGAAGUUCAGAAGGAGAGACUGUGCAUAUGGAGUCUGUGCCAGCGUCUGGUUUAUCUCCUGCCUCCUGGGGUUACCUACUCUUCUGUCCAGGGAGCUUACCCUGAUUGAUGGUAAGCCAUACUGUGCAGAGAAGAGGGCCACUUCAAUUAAACUGGCUUGGGCCCUGGUGGCCUUGAUUUUUACAUUCUUUGCCCCUCUGGUGAGCAUUGUGACCUGCUACUGUUGCAUCACAAAGAAGCUGUGUGUUCAUUACCAGCAGUCGGGAAAGCAUAACAAGAAGCUGAGGAAGUCCAUCAAGAUCAUCUUUAUUGUGGUGGCAGCCUUUGUCUGCUCCUGGCUACCCUUUAAUACUUUCAAGCUCCUGGCCAUUGUCUCCGGGUUGCAGCAAGAACUCUCCUUUUCCUCAGCUUUUCUCCAGCAGGGCAUGGAGGUGACUGGGCCCUUGGCAUUUGCCAACAGCUGUGUCAAUCCUGUCAUUUACUAUAUAUUUGACAGCUACAUCCGCCGGGCCAUUGUGCACUGCUUGUGUCCUUGCCUGAAGAACUACGACUUUGGGAGCAGCACCGAGACAUCAGACCUCACCAAGGCUCUCUCCAACUUCAUUCAGGCAGAAGAUUUUGCCAGAAGGAGGAAGAGGUCUGUGUCCCUCUAAAAGGGACAGUUACAUUUCAAGUUCCUUUGGUGGAUUGGAAAGUGCAUUUGUGUCAGCGACAAAGAAAGGAGUAUUGCUCAUAGUAUUCAUAUUGCUUCAUAAAAACAAGAAAGAGUUAAUCUUUACAGGGAAGACUAGAAAGUCCCUAUGUCUGUGGAUAUAUAUAGGCCAUGCACUGGUUUUUUUUCAGCUGAGUGGCCUUAUUUGACCCCUUUCAGUCAAGUUCACCAGGCAAAAUACAACUCUUGUAUGUCCUUGAACUCGGAGGUAAAGGCUCUGGCUUGGACCAGUUCUUUCUUCAUGGUUGUCAACCUACACUGCGGCCUUUUCCUAUCUCAGGAACCACAGUACCUUGAGCUACACCAUCCUUCACAUUCGGCUUCAAAGUGGACAACAUUUAAAGGAUUCUGCCCACUUACAUCUGGUGAGCAAUGUGGUGAUCACACAGGUAGUAAAAAAUAUAAUAUGCCUAUGCUCAGCAAUUCAUUGCUCCUGAGUAAUGAAGUGGAGUUCUGGCCUUAAUCUUUAGAACUUUGUAUGCUGAUUCUAUAACAUCUUCCAACACUGUCUUCACCCUAUACCACUCACAAUGAUGUUGGGCUGGCAAAAAACUCAUGGGGGUUAAAUCAUUUUGUACUAUGUGUAUGAUACGGGACUUACUUUACCACUCAGUCUUCAGUAUUUUAAUGAGAAAGCAUAAGACAAGAUUUGAUUUAUAAGAUAUACUUGUAUGGUAAAAAUGUAUCUCAUUAUAAUUGUGUAGUAACUACUUUUCAAUGGGGUUUGGCUGUGGUCUUUGUUUUCAUUGCCUUUAUAAAUUAGGAUAUGACUUUUCUUUAAUUACAUGUUUUUAAUCACCCAGUUAUCUAGUUAUCAAAUAAAAACAUUACUACCACUAUAAUUAGAAGUCAUCAAAUGCUUAACUACACCCUCGUGCAGAUGAUCAUUUUGUAUUUUAAUUAAAACAUUAGUGCUACACAUUCUCUAUAGCAUCAUUUGCUUGGUGUAUGUAAUUUCAAGAUGUGAUCCAAUAACAUAGGAAGACAGGAAUCUUUGUAUUCAGCUGAAGUGAAAAAUCCAUAAUAAAGAUGUUACUGGUAUCUUAUAUACAUUUUUCCAAGCCCAGAGACCUUCCGGAAUUCCCUCACCUGAUAAAUAUUUAUUGAGUCAUUUUGUACUUAUAUCCCUUUUAAAGAAUUUGAAGUGAAAAAUGUAAUUAGCAGCAACCACAAAGGGCUUUGCAGCAGCAAACCUACUAUAGUAAACCUCUUCUGAUUCAAGAUAAAGUGGGUUAUGUUGUUACCCUCACUGUUGACUCAGAUGAAUUACUGCUUUACUUCUAAAUAUUGAGUUUAAAAAUCAGGGAAAUUAGCAAUAUUGAGCAUUUUUUCAUGUGCCUAUUGGCCAUUUGUAUGUCUUCAUUGGAGAAUUACUUGUUUAGGUCUUCUGUCCAUUUUUGGAUUGGGCUGUUUAGGUUUUUUUGUUAUUAAGUUGUAUAAGCUGUCUAUAUAUUCUGGAAAUCUUUGUCAGUUGCAUCAUUUGCAAGUAUUUUCUCCUCUUCCAUUGGAAAGCAGGUGGGAAGGGAUAAAUUUGUCAGUUUGAUAUUUGCAAAGGUUAACCACCAUAUAUAAAAAUAGAUAAAAAGUAAAUUUAUCCUCUAUAGUACAGGGAAUUAUUUAAUAUUUUAUAAUAAUCUUUAAUGAAAAAGAAUAGGAAAAUGAAUAUAUGUAUAUAUGCAUGACUGGGACAUUGUGCUGUGCCCCAGAAAUUGACACAUUGUAACUGACUAUACUUAAACUAAAAAAAAAAAAAAUCAUAGAAAGCUGAGAAUCUUUUCAGACACUAGGUAAUUCAAAUUCAUCCUAUAUAUCUUUCAUAUUAGGAGAAAUUUCAAAUAUUGGGUAUCUUAUGUUACAGUCUAUUUAGAAGUUUUUGGUUUUAUAAAUUGGUUAGUUUGUUCAUUUGUCUUAAAUUUUUGUUAAAUAAAAAUAUGAUUUCCUCAUAUAAGUAUUCUUCUAUACUGUAUUAAUUUCUAUUAACAUAUUCACUUAAUACUGAUAUUCUAACAGCCUUUUAAUAUAUUAUCAUAGAUAUAGGAAAAAAAGACUGUAGAAGUCAUU
Messenger RNA from Camelus dromedarius (Arabian camel), 3360 nucleotides. RefSeq names its product G protein-coupled receptor 15 (gene GPR15). The record is from RefSeq and is a predicted model, not a curated record. The transcript has a single exon. Bases 152 to 1240 code for a protein of 362 amino acids. Lineage: Eukaryota; Metazoa; Chordata; Mammalia; Artiodactyla; Camelidae. Gene Ontology annotation, cellular component: membrane; external side of plasma membrane. Gene Ontology annotation, biological process: positive regulation of cytosolic calcium ion concentration; calcium-mediated signaling; G protein-coupled receptor signaling pathway. Gene Ontology annotation, molecular function: C-C chemokine binding; C-C chemokine receptor activity.